AUGUAUUGUGGAUUAGUUUUGUUGCUUUUGACGGCGGUCCUCUUGGCGGCGGAGGCGGUUAAAAACGACAAAUGUGGCGGUAACAUCCGUAUCUCCAGUGCCAGUUACCUGACGUCGCCGGAUUACCCGCGCUCCUACCCCCCGUCGCAGCGCUGCACAUGGGUCAUCACUGCCCCAGGACCUCACCAACGAAUCCUCAUCAACUUCAACCCUCACUUCGACCUGGAGGACCGCGAGUGCAAGUGA
Knipowitschia caucasica is the source of this 246-nucleotide messenger RNA. The record is from the annotation of a GenBank genome assembly. Lineage: Eukaryota; Metazoa; Chordata; Actinopteri; Gobiiformes; Gobiidae.